AAUUGCUUUUUAAAAUAGAUUUUGUAUAAACAUUUACCAAAUCAAAGAAGACUUUCCAAUUAUGCUAUUGCAAAAGCAGAAAGCUUGUUACGCUUAAAAGCUAAUAAAAAACUUCUACAACAAGAAUUGUCAAAGGAGACUGGAAAAAUGAUAACUCUUCGUGACUUAUCAAAUAUUGCUGCUUCUGCAUGCAAAAGUGAUACCCGAAAUAAUUUAACAAGCUUUGUUAAGACUUUAAAGGAAAAAUACAAUGCUAAUGUAGAUGUUUUAACGGAUGCAGAAAAUAAUUUACAAGGGCUUUUUUUCCAAGAUAUUUCAAUGCAUAGUGUUUACAAUGCAUAUCCUGAAUUUUUAUGCAUGGAUGCAACUUAUAAAUUAUUAGAAAUUCGUUUGCCAGUAUAUAUUCUGCUAUGUGAAGACGGAGCUGGUGAAAGUGAAAUAGCAGCUGUCGGUUUGCUUGCACGUGAAGAUGCUGCAUCUCUGAGUUGGUUCAUUGAAAGAUUCAAGAGUUAUAAUAUUUCUUGGCCAAAGACAAAUGUUUUCAUGACAGAUAAAGACUUGAACGAAAGAGAUGUAUUGCGUGGUGCUUUUCCGGGGGUAUCUCUAUUACUCUGUUUAUUUCACACCCUUCGAACUUUUAGUCGUGAAAUUACAACUGCCAAGCUUGGGAUUACAAGUGGGGAAAGAAUUUCAUCUCUUGAGUUUAUUCAGAAAUUGGCCUAUGCUACCUCAGAGAAAAAUUAUGACGAACUAUAUAGACUAUUUGUUUCAUCAGCUCCAUCCACUGUUAUAGAUUAAUAUAACAACAAUUGGCAUAAUAUUCGUGAU
This is a messenger RNA of Hydra vulgaris (swiftwater hydra), 828 nucleotides long. RefSeq lists its product as uncharacterized. The record is from RefSeq and is a predicted model, not a curated record. Lineage: Eukaryota; Metazoa; Cnidaria; Hydrozoa; Anthoathecata; Hydridae. Gene Ontology annotation, molecular function: zinc ion binding.